UUGAGAUACAGAUAUUCACCAAUCAAGAUUACUUGUGCUCGUUAAUUUACAUAUAGUUUUUUUUUUUUUUUGAUUAUUUUUUAUUAAAAUAUAUAUUUUUUUUCUUCACUCAAUAAUCAUCAAUUUUAUAUUAUUAAAUAUUUUUCAGUAAAAUAUAUUUAAAGUGACUGGAAAUGAAUGAAAUUCUCUUCAUCCAAUUAACAUUUAAAAACUUGAUAAAUUUUUUAGAAAAAAAUAUUCAUCUCUUAUUGUAAAUCCAGAAUAUUUUCCUAAUAUUAAUUAUUAAAUUUUUAAGGUAUGUAUUUAAUUUAUUAAUUUAAUUAAAAUACUUUAUGUUCAAAAUAUGGAUAAUGGAUUGAUAAUUAAAAAAAAAAUAUAAUUACACCAACUAAAUUAAUUAAUUGAAGGAAAAAAAAAAUUCUAGCUUUGGUAAUUUUUCUGGAUCUAUAUUAAAAAUAAGAAAUAAUUAAGUAAUUGUCUACAUAGAUUGUUAUUGAAUAAUUGUUUCAAGGUAAAAAAGCGUUAAUUGUCAUAAAGAGUAACAAAAAUUUAUUGACUGAUGUCAUGAUGAAUAAAUAAACUGAUAAAUAAAUUAUCAAAUUAUAUUUAUAAAAAUAUUUAAAAAUGGAUUUCGAAGAAGUUGAAAUGACAACAAGAUUUCAUGUUAAUCGUGUUAAUACUCUGGAUGGUAUGACGAGUUUUUUAAAAGACGAUGAAGAAGCUAAAAAAUCACAAAGACACAUGACUUAUGAGGCCCUACCACGUCUUGAUAAUUAUAGAAAUGUUAUGAGUAUUCAAGCUGCUCAUAGACCAUCCCUAGAAGAAUUACACGACUCCACAGUAUUCAAUAAGGGAACAGGAAUCAGUACAUUGCCAACUAAUUCAAGAAAAAUUAAUUCAACUGGUUUAAAAUUUGGAUGGAUCCAAGGAGUUUUGAUAAGAUGUUUAUUAAAUAUAUGGGGAGUUAUGUUGUUUCUUCGAUUAUCAUGGGUCGUUGCACAAACUGGAAUAGGACAAGCAAUAUUGUUAAUUUUAACAACAAGUACUGUCACAACAAUAACAUCAUUGUCAAUGUCAGCAAUAAGUACAAAUGGAUUGAUCAAAGGUGGUGGAACUUACUACAUGAUAUCAAGAUCACUUGGUCCAGAAUUUGGUGGAUCAAUUGGUUUAAUAUUUUCGCUAGCAAAUGCAGUUGCUUGUUCAAUGUAUGUUGUUGGAUUUUGUGAAAGUCUAUUAGAUUUAUUAAGACCAUAUGGAUAUUGCAUAAUUGAUUGUCAUGAUUGGGACACAAGAAUAAUAGGCUGUAUAACAAUCAUAAUUCUUCUUCUUAUUGUGAUGAUUGGAAUGGAGUGGGAAGCCAAGGCACAACUUGGUCUAUUAAUUAUUCUGUUAAUUGCCCUGGCUGACUUUUUUAUUGGUACUAUAAUCGGUCCAAAGAAUGACAAUGAAAGAGCCAAAGGUUUCAUUGGAUACAAUGCUAAAUUAUUUGCUGAAAAUUUUCCAUCAGAUUAUCGAAAAUUUGAAAAUAUUGAGUAUGAUUUUUUUUCAGUACUUGCAAUAUUUUUUCCAGCUGCUACUGGAAUUCUUGCUGGAGCAAAUAUAUCUGGUGAUUUAAAGGAUCCACAAUCGGCAAUACCAAAAGGUACACUUCUUGCAAUAUUGCUAACAACAAUGUCAUACAUUUUUAUGGCAUUAACAAUUGGCACAAGUGUGUUGAGACAAGCAUCUGGAAAUUUAAGUGAUUUACAAACAUAUCAAAAUACCUCACAAGUAUUAUUUAAUGAUAGUACUAAUAUUAUGAAUAAUACAAAUACCUCGAGUUAUCAAACAAUGAGUGUAGAAAAUUUAAGUAGUUUUGGUACAUUAUUUAAUUGUACUGGUAAUUGUAAAUUUGGUACUCACAAUAGUUUUCAAGUUAUUGAACUGGUAUCAUUAUUUGGACCAUUUAUUUAUGCUGGAUGUUUUGCAGCAACAUUAUCAAGUGCAUUAGCCUCACUUGUUUCAGCUCCAAAAGUAUUUCAAGCACUUUGUCAAGAUAAACUUUAUCCUGGUAUAUCAUGGUUCAGUCGACAUAAUGAGAAAGAACCAAUUAGAGGAUAUCUUUUAACUUUUGUCAUUGCAAUGGGAUUUAUUUUGAUUGGUAACCUGAACUCAAUUGCACCAUUAAUAUCAAAUUUUUUUCUGGCUGCAUAUACACUAAUAAAUUUUAGUACAUUUCAUGCAUCUUUAGCUAGACCAGUUGGUUGGCGUCCGACAUUUAAAUAUUACAACAUGUGGUUGAGUCUCGUUGGUUCAAUUUUAUGUAUUGCUGUUAUGUUUCUAAUAUCAUGGUCAACAGCAUUACUAACACUUGGUACAGUUAUGGCACUAUAUCUAAUCGUGUCAUAUAGAAAACCCGAUGUCAAUUGGGGAUCAACAACACAAGCACAAACUUAUAAUAAUGCAUUGACAUCAGUACAGUUAUUAGGCAGAGUUGAAGAACAUGUUAAAAAUUAUAGACCACAGAUAUUGGUACUAUGUGGUCCACCAAAUUCAAGACCAGCAUUGAUUGACUUUGCUCAUCAAAUUACAAAAAAUCAAAGUCUAUUAAUAUGCGGACACAUCGUAAAAAAUUCAUUACCCUACAAAACUAGGUCAGCAAUGAUUGCCAAGUAUACAACUUGGUUUAUAAACAAUAAAAUAAAAGCAUUUUAUAAUAUUGUAGAUGAAGCUAAUUUUCAAAAUGGUGCUACGUCUUUAUUACAAGUUGGUGGUAUUGGAAAGCUACGACCAAAUAUACUGAUGAUUGGAUAUAAACAAGAUUGGACAACUUGUUCUCGUAAUGAUCUCACAAUGUAUUUCAACGUGAUGCACAAAGCUUUAGAUAUGCAUGUUGCUGUUUGUAUACUUCGUUUAAGUGGUGGUCUUGACUACAGUAUGAUUGUAAACGAAAAUGAAGAUCCAGAUAAUCAAGCAACCUUUAAACAUGGAUUUUCUCAACUUAGUCAAGCAAGUAGUGCUUCAGACAUUUCCAUGCCUGGUAGUCCUCAGCUUCAACAACGAUCAAAGAUUAUUAAUGAAAUGCCAGAUGCAUCAGUUGGUAGCUCACGUGAAAAUAAACCAAGUAUUUAUUCAAUAUCAAAAGACAUGAUUUAUUCACUAACAAAAUUUAGAAGAAAAGAAAAAAAAGGUACAAUUGAUGUUUGGUGGCUUUAUGAUGAUGGUGGUCUUACACUUUUGUUGCCCUACAUCAUUGGAACACGACGUAAUUGGUCAAACUGUAAACUUCGAGUUUUUACUUUGGCAAAUAAACACUCAGAAUUGGAAUACGAACAAAGAAACAUGGCUAGUCUACUGUCUAAAUUUAGAAUUGAUUAUUCAGCCUUGAAGGUCAUACCUGAUAUAUCAACACCAGCACAGUCACGAACUAAAAAUUUUUUUGAUCUUCUUAUUGCAGAUUUUCAAACUUCAACAUCUUCUGAUAAUCAAGAUGGAACAAUUGUUACUGAUAGUGAACUACUUGCUAUGAGUGAAAAAACAAAUCGACAUUUAAGAUUGAGAGAAUUACUUAUUGAUAAUUCAAUGGAAGCAAAUCUUAUUGUUAUGACUUUACCAAUGCCACGAAAAGGAGCUGUCUCUGCUCCCUUGUAUAUGGCCUGGCUAGAAAUACUCACAAGAAAUAUGCCACCAUUUUUACUUGUCCGAGGAAAUCAAUCGUCAGUUUUGACAUUUUACUCAUGAAUCUAUCUUUUAUAUUCUUCGAGAUAAAUUACUCAAAUUUACGUUGAAUUGGAAUUAAUUAAUUAAUUAAUUAUCAGCUAAGAAAAAAAUAUACAUCCAAGCAAUAGAAAUGAAGAAAUAGAUGUGUUUUAGAAUAAUAAUUAACAUUAAUUAAUUUUUAUGGCAAUAAUAAAUUAGUAAAUUAAUCAAUUAAUAUUUACAAAUAAAAAUUUCGAAUUAUUUUUUCGAUUAUAAAUAUUUCUUAGACAAGUUUAUAAUAUCAUUUUCUAUAGUAACAUUUUUAAUAAAUCGAAAAAAAUAAAUAUUUAAAUAAUACUGUUAAUUUAAAUAAAUAUAAAAAUUAUUUAUUAAAAUUAUUCAAUAAAAUUAAGGCUAUUUAAUACUAUUUUUAAUUUAUUCUUUCAUAAUUUUAUCCUUAAAAAAUUACAACUGACUAAUUAACAAUCAAUAUAACUUGCAAAAUUUUUUUAAUAUUAUAAUUGUUUAUGUAAAAAAAAUAUAGCCUUGUUACAAUAUGUAUAUAAUAAAAUAAAUUUCCAAAACAAUCAAGAGAAAAUCGAGUCGAAUAAAUAUACACAUUGCAAGUUGAAUCAAAG
Molecule: messenger RNA, 4316 nt
Organism: Aphidius gifuensis
Lineage: Eukaryota; Metazoa; Arthropoda; Insecta; Hymenoptera; Braconidae
Gene: Ncc69
Product: bumetanide-sensitive sodium-(potassium)-chloride cotransporter
Exons: 14
Coding region: 625-3720 (1031 amino acids)
Biological process (GO): cell volume homeostasis; potassium ion import across plasma membrane; potassium ion homeostasis
Cellular component (GO): membrane
Molecular function (GO): sodium:potassium:chloride symporter activity
Source: RefSeq, a predicted model, not a curated record